AAACAACUCCCUGCCCUACGAGACGACGCUAUCCAACUAAUAGAAGCUACCUACCAGUACCACCACGACCACGAGCACUAGGAUUGUGCAUUGCCAACUAUUUUAUAACAAUCAAUCUCUGUCUCCCCUUAAACUAAACUCUCCAUUACGGCAGUGCACUGCUUAUUUUUUGCACGAUUAUUUACUACCUAGUAUGCACUCCUAGUAGUAGAGCUACUAGGCUACUCCCAUAUAAUCUGUGGCGUUGGCUUGAGACAGAAACCAAGUGAUCGACUCUCGUCAGUGUCACUGUGACCGUUCCGAACUCAACAGCAGAAACGAGUCGUUGUAUGAAUAAGAGUCUUAAAAUUCCAGUAAGACGAGAUGUGAUUACAUAGAUUUUUGCAUAGAAAAGUUCACCAGGAUCAAGUAGGAGUGUAAUAAAAUACUAAUCCCGGUGGGUGGCUGGUUGGUUUUAGUGCAUUUUUAUGAAAUUGGUGUACCGUGCAGUAUGGGGCUUGUGCCCCCAGGUAGGAAACCACAACUGGUAGUUGGGUCGAUGAGUAAUCAUGUGGAUAUUAUGUGAGGGUUACUCGUUCGUUCGUUCGUGUCUUAUGCAAGUUGGCUGUGUAGGAAUUUGUGUAAACCUCUGAAACAUCGGGGAGGAUGAGGAAGACUGAAAACCUGUAGAAUGCAUGCACUAUUAGCAUGGGAUGCAAAUUUGUAGAAAAGCCAUUUCCUUGCUACUACUACUGCUACCAGCAUAACUGCGAUUUUAUCCACUAUUGUGGAAAGCCUGAGAAAAAAGACGGGACCUUCUUCAGUGUAAGGAGAACAUUGUGCGGAACCAAGUCGAACAUCAAGUCCGGCUGGAGCUGGAAAUUGUGUUUGGUUGAUAAAAUUAGUGGUAUAAGUUCCAGCAGAAUUAUUUACCCAGCCAAAAAUACUAAUAAAAAUACUGGGCAGUUAAGGAGUAAGCUAACGACAAGUCACCACCAUGAGGGUCACGACACCCACGUUUCACGUCACACUGAUUGUCACCCUCUCAUUGUUGACGAGUUUGGGAGUGACGCCACUACGAAUUCGGACCCACAGUGGGGAAGAAGACUUACAAGAUGAGGACGGGAGUGAUGGGAUUAUCACGGCGAGUCCCACCCUAAUUUAUAGGCGACGAUUAAACAGUGAUAGGUCUUUCCAACCCUCCAUCUACCCUCCCCCCUCCGCCCCUUCCAACUCCAUUGAAGAAAUUAAGACUGAGUCCGACCCAGACCAGGGGGGACACCUACAACCUUAUCAAAAUCCAUCGGAAGAUGACCCCUCCACCUACUCUCGAUAUCCCCCAAGCUCCUUCCCCACCACGACGAGAAAGACGACACGUCGUCGUCCCCACCAUAAGAAAUUAAAAUCCGUCCGCAGAAAUCGGUCCCGCAUCCGGACCGUGACUUUGCCCCAGGAGCCGGCAGAGCCAUCCCCACAACAAGCGUCCUCCAUCGAACAAGAGCAGUACACACCUAAACCAAUCAGCACCAAGCCAAAGAGCGGGCGGAGAAGAAAGGUCAAGCGUCCGAAUAAGAACAAGAUCGUCGUGACGAGAAAUAAGGAGGAAGGUGGUAGCGAGGAUGAGAAACUAACCGCUGUUAAUAACAGUACAACGAGUGGUGGAGGUGAUAAAAAUUUGGCGUUGGAGAUUGGCUCCCAAGACGGGAAGUAUGCCUUGAUCGAUAAGUUUUUCGAUGAUAAGCCGUCCCAAGCACCGGGUCUGGUUUCGUACAAGGCGAGUGACGAUUUCCCCAAGAAUGAUAACAAGCAAACGUUAGGGAAUGUGAAAGCGAACGAUAUUUGGUUAUCGGAUGGACAUUUGUUGGUUUUGAAAGGGGGUGAUUUGGACGCGUCGUUGAGAGAACAUUGGAAACCGAUUGAUAACUAUCAGCGCGGAAAUAGACCACCGUUGAGGAUUGCGUUGGAUUCUAAUAAUCCACCCCCGUUCCCCGUCUUUGUGAAUGAUACGGGGCCUCCCGUUUUUCUGGGGCCACUUCCACCCUUUGGGCUCCCAUACCCACCACCUGGUGCGUUUAAUGAGUCCUUCGAUCCUAGCAGGCUACCUCCCCCGGGAAUGGUGCCACUUUACCCGAAUGGCUCGAUACCUGAGUACUUCGCACCACCCCUCCCCUUCCGGGGAGGAAAUAACUCACUUUUUCCACAAGGUGCACCCCCCGGAGGGCAAUACGGUGGUGGUGGGUAUGGUCCGGGAAACUUUAACCCGAACAAUAACGGACAACCUCCCCCAUACCCGUUCUUCCCACCACAGGGCAACUUUACUAAUAACCAGUUACCCCCACCACCACACUUUUUCCCAUUCCCUCCCCCAGGAAAUAAUAGAAACGGAUCUUUCCCACCCGGCCCGCCACCACCCGGGUUUUACCCACCUCCGCCCGGCUUCAACAGAACCGGCGGACCACCCGGUCCCGGUCCUGGCGGAUACCCACCCUUCUUCCCACCACUCGUCCUCAACCCCAACGACAAUGAGACCGACGACCCCUCAAUCUUCCUCCCCCCACCGUACGACUUUGAUUAUCAAGAUGAUAACACCACCAUCGUGCCGCCCGGCCCGUUCGCCCCGGGACUCGUGGUCCCACCUCCUAAAAACUUUUACACCGUGUACAACAAAACCCCCACCACCACGACACGUCCCACCUUCCCCCCUGCGACCGGAUUGUACAACUCCUUCGGCAAUAAAAGACCGCAACAAAGACCUAACGGAAAGAAACCAAAGUUCCCCAUGACCAACCCACCCGACGAUAGCGAGGAAGCCUACCAGCCUCUCGUGACCACACCGUUUCCCUACGUCCACCACAACUCGGAAGCAGCCUUGAACAACAAUGUUAACAAUGUCAACAAUAAGAAGAGAAAAUACACUCGCCCAGGGGCUGCUCUUUUGGGUGGGGCUGGGACCAAGCUCAACAAGGGCAAUUUUAACGUUGGGUCAAAAUAUGAGGCGGACACGGAUGUGAGUAACGUGAUAUCACCACCACCGAUAACUCCUUUGUCUCAAGAUGACGAGUUGGAUGAUCAUCAAUUCAACAAUAUUCAAUCACCAUCGCCUCCACCACCACAACCACUUCCAGUAGUGCCACCACUGAUAACAAACACAAUUGCGCCAAUUGUUACCAACUUAAUUGUGACUACUCCGAAGCCGUUGAACAACUAUGUGUAUGUGCGAGGUCAGUUGAAAUCCUUGGCAGAGUUGAAUCAAGAAGCGCUCAAUCAACACAACCAGCAGCAGCAGCAGGGAGACCUUUAUUCUCCGUAUGAACCCACGCCACGCCCUCCGUUUGAUGAGCGUGGUUAUCCAACCAGAGUGCUGGACGAUGAGGACCACGUUAUCCUCCAGUAUAACAAGAAACCCACGGAACUUCCGGUCAAAUCCGUGUACUACAAUACGCCAAAGUAUGACGCCAUUUAUAACAUGUACACGAAAAAACCGACCAGUAAGAAGAUUCAGAAUCAUCAAUACUUUAUAAAUAAUAAUAACGACAGACCAUCUCACACCGUCCGACCAAUUGUUCUCGAUCAACAAUCGCCCCCAAUUUAUCUUAACAACCAGAACAACAAUAAUCAUCACAAUGGGUUGAGCAAUCUUCGCCACCAUCAAAAUAAUCAGAAUAAUGUCGUGUACCAAUCUGACGAUAACAAUGGAUUCCAGCAUCCCAACAAUAACUACUACACGCCUCUCGGUGGUACUGGUGGUCAGCGCCAAAAACCGACCAUAAUUCAACUCCAAUCACCCAAAUAUUCCCUCACCCCCACCAUCGCGACGAAUCUCAACAACGCCGACACCAACUCGCGGCGUCAACCCCACGCCUACAAUCACAAUAGCGGUGCCAACAGUCUCCCCCAAGUUAACAAUUUCGCGACCGGUUUCCGCCCCGCGUUCGGACCCACGGUCCAACCACAAUCUAACAAUAAGCCGAAUCUCAUCUACCCCUCGAACCAAUCAGUUCGACAACGUGGUCCCAUUUUCGACUUCCAAAACCAAUAUUUCAACCCUCAACAGCCUCAACCUCGACCCCAAGUUGAUGGUUACUACUCCCCAAUAACGCAGUACUACCAACCCCUCCAACAAUCCCAACCGCAACAAAACAACUAUUUCCCUAAUUCGCAACAAUUUCGCAAUAACUUCAAUAACCAAAACAACAACCUUGCAUACCAACAACCUCAACAACAAACUUUCCAGCCAUUUUUCAACCAACAAGAAAACCUAAACGGGGGUCAAUCCCUGCUAAACCCUGACCAGUAUAGGUCGCCCCUUUUAAGUCAACAAUUCCCACAACAAGAACAACAACAAUCGCCCCUUCGUCAAGAUCUGUACGUGAAUUACAGGGAACCACUCCCCCAGUACAAUACAGAAUCGGAAGCGGUAACUACACGGACAACGACGGUGUUUCGAGCCGGUCCGAGUACCAAACCGGCCACCUCGGCGUCCUCGUCCGCCUCCGCCUCCUCCUCGGCGACAGGAGGAGACCCUGGCAAGACUGGCAAUUCCCCCUCCUCCACCUCCCCCGAUGGAAGCUACUACUCCUUCCAACGCGGCGGACCGGGAGGUUUUAGUUACAAAAUCAAAUUAUGAAGAAAUAAGAAGAGAAACUUGACUGAAAGUGCCAAACCAAAAAAACCAACAAGGAGUAUGUAGGAAAAAAAAUGUAGUACUGCAGCCGGUACACGAGAAGCUAGCCAACAUAAUUAAAUAAUAAUAACAAGUGUGUCUGUGUGUGUGUAACGACCUCAUAAAUGCCAUUGAAUGAGAUAAACCUUUUCAUUAAGUAGUACCACCACCACAUAAUAUUAAUGAUACGUUAAGAGAGAAGGAACAAUUAUUUACGUUUAUAAAUAAAUAUACCUCCUCGGACGCACAUAGAUAACUAAAAGUGGUAGUGGUGGUACUUCGUCGUGCAAAACGUGCGCAGGGAUUGUGAUAUGUGAAAGGGCUCACUCAAUGGAAACGGUUGGAAGGAAGUUGUCAAGAUAGUGAUAUAACAGAGACACUUGCAUACAUACAUAAAUUCUACAAAAUCUGUGUAAUUCUCCUCCUAAGAAUACCAACUAAACUUAGCGUAAACUGAGUUAAGGGUAAAAACUUGUUCAACUCUAUUGUUGUUGCUGCAUCCAAAAAGAACAAUUAAGGUUACAAGACUGCACUUGUGUUGGUGCAGCAGCAGAUAUUGUACAGUCAUUCAAUUGAAGUUGAGGUCCGACAUUACUACAGAGAAAAAAAUAAUGUCAAAUAUUUAUCCACAAGUCUUGACUGACUGGCGAAGCGUCGUGCAUGAAAGAAAUAACACAGCCUGAGGGAAAGGCUGGGUCUUUAAGUAAGAUAUGCAGCAAAAAGACACGAUCUUAUUGUUCGACAUUGUAAUAUCUCAGUCGUAUUAUCAUUGUUUGGCGUGGUGUGUGUACAAGUAUCACUUCAUUCAUACCGCUUAGAAAAAAAUGCUUGCUACAUGAAUUAUUCCUUAAAUAAAGUGGUAGUAGCUAGCAGCCAGGAAUAAGGAAUCGAUUCUCAACGGACGUGGUGACACAGUGGUGUCAAAUAUCAACCAUUCAACCUUUUUUUUGCAUGCACACCGUGUGAUGGAACUGAUCAGAUGCCAUACAAGUCGUCACUAACCCCCGGGUUCCCCCUUUUGCCUACUUAAUUAGCGUCCUUCCUCCAUUUUUUUAGGAUCACCGUGUUGACAAAACGAUACUACCACUACGGCUCAAUUUUUACAGUGUGAAAAAAAGUCAAUUAUAUAUUUCUCUUAUGGCUCUUGUAAUCUUGACUUGUGCUCAUCUACUGUGCAGAACGUAUCAAUUUCCUAUGCUACUAUGCCUGUAUACAUAAGUUAUAUAUAGAUAAAUACGUAUAUAUUGUAUUGUGUGUACCCCUUUUUUAAACGUAAGUAGAGGCGAUUUUCAAUUUUCAGACUCAAUUAUCAACCUUGUUUCCCAUAAGACACGCGUCCCACAUUCGUUCAUUCAUUGUUGAUCAAUCGUCGCGUUAUAAAUAUAUGUAAAUCGAUAAAUGUACAGAAGAUAAUGAUAAGUUUUACCCUAUAUUUUUUAAAAAUUCGUCGUCGUCUCAAAUUUGUUAUAAAAUGUGUGAAGGACAAGUAAAAUAAAAUAAAGGAAAAGAAUGCGAAUGAUGUUAUGUAUUGAAAAGAAAAA
Molecule: messenger RNA, 6183 nt
Organism: Folsomia candida
Lineage: Eukaryota; Metazoa; Arthropoda; Collembola; Entomobryomorpha; Isotomidae
Exons: 3
Coding region: 977-4606 (1209 amino acids)
Source: RefSeq, a predicted model, not a curated record